Messenger RNA from Laetiporus sulphureus 93-53, 1482 nucleotides. RefSeq lists its product as uncharacterized. Gene Ontology annotation, biological process: regulation of transcription by RNA polymerase II. Gene Ontology annotation, cellular component: nucleus. The coding region runs from base 1 to 1482 and encodes 493 amino acids. The record is from RefSeq and is a predicted model, not a curated record. Lineage: Eukaryota; Fungi; Basidiomycota; Agaricomycetes; Polyporales; Laetiporaceae. The transcript is spliced from 8 exons.
AUGGUGCGAGCGCAUAUGAAGCAGACGUCUGAGAAGAAGGAACAUAAGAAGAAGGGGCCUCCCAAGAAACCUGUACCUGAGAGCGGCAACUGGCCAUGUAAGAUGAAUGGCUGUAAUAAGGUCUUCGCUCGUGAAGCGGACCUGAAGAGGCAUCAGAGGACUACCAAAGUCCACUCCAUGCCGGGCUUUGCGUGUCCUCAGUGUGACGCGACCUUCACUCGAACCGAUGCUCUCCGCAGGCAUCAGAAGUCUCGGCACAAUGGUGUCGUCAUGAUGCCUGAGCAGCAGCAAGACGAGGACCCUUCGAAAGGCAAGCAAGUCGUCGAGAGCAACGAAGCUGGGUCGCCUGGCUCAAAGUCGCCUAGUCGAAGUGCGACCCCGACGAAAAGUCAGGGAGAUGCUCCCAGUACUAAGAGCACACCGUCAUCUUCUACCGCAACGCAACCACAGAGCUCCGGGCCCACGAGCUACUAUCGACAGCAUACGAUGACGCAAAGCUAUGGACCCUCACGGAUUAUAGAUGCUCACUAUCCUCAAUCCAUUGGGCCUCCGACGUCGGCUGCCAGGCUUCAUCAAGCCAGCUGGGCUCCUCCGGCACCGUGGUCCCCGGAGGGUCAAGCGGUGCCUCCUGGACACAUGUAUGCUGUCCCGCCGCCGCCGCAUUAUUACCCUCCAUACUAUCGUCCGCCUCCGGGCAUGAUGCCAAUGCCUCCUCCGCCAGGGCACCCCGGCCAUAUGGGUCCGGAGUACAUGACGCACCCUCAUGUUGCGCCAAAUGGCGCGCCUUAUCCGCCCCCGCCGGAUGGCAGGAGCUCUCCUGCUGAGGGGAGCCAGGAAAGCAAGGACUCCGACGCCGAGAUGGAGGAUGGCUCGUCGGUGGCCUCAGCGCCAGUCAUUGACCCGUCUCUAGAAGGACCUGGGGAUGCAUUGCAUCCGAGUUCAUCAAGCGGCGGCGGCGCUCCAGCCAAGGACGGGGAACAGAAGAAGCAAAGUCAAGUGAAAUUGAGCGCCGAUGCCAAAGAAGCCGUCAGAGCUGUCUUAGAAUUGCAACGGCUUGAAUCCAGUCGUACAGAAGCGAGUAGCGACGAACCUGAUUCACCUCAAAGGAGCAAGGACAAGAAUAAGGCCCGGCAAGCGAGCGUUCAAUCUCAGACUGCUGAUGCCACUUCGUCGAAACAGAAGAAGGCUGUUUCCCCUCAGACGCGGGGUGCACCUCGGUCUCCUGCACCAGCAGCGGCAGCCGACGCUGAUGUCGAUGUCGAUGCCGACGGAGAAGCUGACGCCGAUGGUGAUUCACCGAAGGGAGGUGCAACCGAGCAGGCGGAACAGCCGAUGGCGGUGGACGCUCCGAAAGAGCAAAAGUUGAAGGAGGAAGUUGACGAUCACAAGAUGGAAGAGAUUGUAACUGAAGACGGAGUGACAAUGUUGAACCCUGCCGAGCUACUAACGCAGGAAUCACUAGCUUCGCCGCCACCUUCCUAA